GAUCUAAAAAUAUUAAACUUUAUGCCGUAAAAGAGCAUGCUAAAUCCAAAGAUCACAUUAACUCAUCUAAAAAAAAAGAAAUUGUAACUGCAUCAUCGGGACAUAUUAUUAGUUUGAUGAAGAUUGUUUAUUGUAUAGCACAAAAUGAUAUUCCUUUAAAAAAAUUUAACCAAAUGACAAGACUUAGUCAAUUAUUGUUAUCUAUUGCUACUUCAAUUGAAUUAUGCCUUGCUACGGCUAUAAGUAUCAUAGUUUAUGAAAGCACAGACAUUGCAACAGAAUCACAUAUUGUUGUUUAUGUUAGAUAUAUCUUUGAUGGUAUUAUUAAAAUUCAAUUUUUAAGUUUAUUACAACUUGAAACUAAUGAUUCAAAGUCUAUUUAUAAUAUCAUAAUUAGUCCUUUUAUUUCUAAAA
Messenger RNA from Racocetra persica, 414 nucleotides. Lineage: Eukaryota; Fungi; Glomeromycota; Glomeromycetes; Diversisporales; Gigasporaceae. The record is from the annotation of a GenBank genome assembly.